Messenger RNA from Paracoccidioides lutzii Pb01, 393 nucleotides. RefSeq lists its product as hypothetical. Bases 1 to 393 code for a protein of 130 amino acids. The transcript has 2 exons. The record is from RefSeq and is a predicted model, not a curated record.
AUGCUUCUAGACCAUAGCCACAAUUCGGACAGCCUCUCCGUAAAGACGCUAGACAUAAGUGGACGGAUUGCACACGAUCUUCUGUGGAGCACGGGGUCUCCAGUUCAGUCAGCCCUCUAUUCAGCCCACACUGUCCAAUGCCAGUGUAUACUGGAUCAACUUAAACCAUAUCCCAACCCCUUUUUGGCGCAGACAUAUCAAGCUAUCCUCAAGCGAAAAUAUGCAACUUCUUCUUCAGGCCAAUACCUACCUACCUUCUCCGCAAGCUUUCUCUCCAUGCAGACAUAUAACCAUGACGCCUUCGGCAAUGGCCGAAACCCCAAUCCUCCAAGUCACAACGACGUGAUCUCCCCGUCCCGUUCCGUCUCCCAGCGCCGCAGUACAGUCCUGUAA